GUUGUUUUUAAAUCUGAAUUUUUGACAGGGCUUCAAGAAUGUCAUCAAAAAAGCCCCAAGAUCUCCAACAGAUGGUGGACAGCAGUCAAAAAGAUCUGAAUCAGAUGCAGACGAAUCUAGAGAAGCUGCGGAACCUCUCCCACGAUGACAAAACAGAGAAUGCGAUGUUAAGAUCCCGCAUUGACGAACAAUCGCAGCUGAUUAUGAUCCUGAAAAACCGAGCAGAUGAAAAUUUAGUGCGCGUGCAGACGCUGGAGAAAUGCAACAACGAGUUGGAGAAAUUCCGUGAAAGUGCGACGGAGAAAUUAAAACGUGAAAUGAUGCAGUUUAACAUGCUGAGUAAACGAUUCGACGACUUGGCAGGAAAUCACGAAGAAAUGAUCAAGUAUAAAGAUGAGUACAAACGACAGAAUGAGUUUCUUCGGCGGGAAAAUGAACGGAUUUUGGAUGAGAAUAAAAGACUGUUUUCCAAAGCGAUUGAGGAAAAAGAUGCCAAAAUAUCCGAGAUGGACAAGAGGAUCAUGAGAUUACGGGAUCAGUACAACGGGGUGGAUACAAAAUAUAGGGUGCUUGAGGAGGAUAUGAGGGUUAAAGACGAAAGAUACAGAACAGAGCUGAAGUCGUUACAGAGCAAACUAAAAGAUACGGAGGAGAGACUGAAAGGUACGACGGCCAAAUUGAACGCAGAAAUGGACAAGAAACAAAACUCGGAUUUCGAAUCUGCAGCAAAGUAUCGACAGCUGAUGAAGGAGAAAGACGAGCUGCUGACGCUUGCAAUGCAUCGUGGGAAACUGAUCCAGGAUAAGCAGACGGAGAACAAGAAGCUUGAGAUGAAGAUUGAAGAAAUGGAGAGAAUGGUACGGAGAAUGGAGGAAAAGUUUGAGAAAGAAGCCGAGGCUGUUAACACAAACCUCACGGUGCGGAGAUUGAAGACAGACGUUGAAGAAGCAGACAAAAAGUACAGUGAGAUCGUGCGGGAGUUUAGCGCGUUCAAGAAGCAUUCCAAUUCCCUGCUACAGAAAGAGAAAGAUCUGAAUGCGAAGCUGCGGCACUUGGUCGGAUGAGGUGGCCCACGAUGCUACGAAUUCAAGAUUUGCCAAACCACUCUGGACUCUCACAGAGUAGUAUUGCCCAAUUGCCUUGCUUCAUUGAUGUGACUUCACGUCCAUUGAGAACCGUCCAACAGGUCAAAAGUAAUACAGUGGAACCUCCCUUAGCAGACACCUCUCUAUCAAGGACAACCUCUCUAUUAAGGACAAUAGUUUUGGUCCCAAAUUGGCUGUUUCCAUUCAAUUUGACCUCUCUAAUCAGGACACCUCUCUAUUAAGGACAACAUUUGUCAGUCCCGAGGGUGUCCUUAAUAGAGAGGUUCUACUGUAUUAGAGUAUGAUAUAUUUUUUAGUAUUAUUUGGGAACAAUGACAUAGGUCUUCUCAUAAAACCACCAAUCAUAAAGACAUUAACUCUUUUCAACUACUUUUGAAAUUCUUCCAAUGCCAUAUUUGGCUUCAGACAUUCCAUGAUGUGUUUGUUUCGUACAUUUAUUUGUUGUGCUUUGUAUAAAGAAUAAGAUUGACAGAAACACUAGUUUGAUUGAUAGAUGAUUGGUGCUAUGGAAAUGAGAAGGGGCCGUCCAUGAAGUUUAUAUGCACCGAGGGGGUUAAGUGCCUAAGUGUAUUAACUGGGUACGGGUAGGCGGUCUGUCCCAAAGAGUACGUUCACAACCAAAGCGGUCCUCUGUCUAGUUGUAACAUUGCAUUCAGAGAGAUUAGAGCCAAGACUAUGAUAUGUAAGACGUUUGUAGAAACUUGCCCCUGUCGUCUGCACACGUUGAAAGUAUUUUAAACUGUACUAGUGUAUAUUCCGUCCAUGAAAUAAAUUUGUUAAGGAAAUA
This is a messenger RNA of Lineus longissimus, 1893 nucleotides long. Its product is annotated as coiled-coil domain-containing protein 89-like. Lineage: Eukaryota; Metazoa; Nemertea; Pilidiophora; Heteronemertea; Lineidae. The record is from RefSeq and is a predicted model, not a curated record. The transcript has 5 exons. Bases 39 to 1064 code for a protein of 341 amino acids.